UGUAUAAUUCUAACCAUAUGAUCGUAAACUUACAAUUAAAAGUAUACUUACACAGAUAAUUUCUUUGUUUAUAGAAAUAUAAUUAUAUAAAUGUAUAAAACAUUUAUGAUAUUAAAAAAAAAUUAUAGGAACGCGACAAUUUUAUUACGAGGAAUAAGUAUUAUGACACAGAAUAAUCCAAUAGAACUUUCAAUAAAAAAAAAAUUGAUAGAUUUUUUAAAUCCAUCUUACAUCGAAGUAAUAAAUGAAUCAUAUAUGCACAAUGUUUCUAAAGGAUCUGAAACGCAUUUCAAAGUAAUCGUCGUUUCUGAUUUGUUCAAAGAUAAACCACUUAUUAAGCGUCAUCAAAUGAUAAAUAAAUUAUUAGAAGCAGAAUUACAAGGAGGUGUGCAUGCAUUAUCAAUUGUAGCGAAGACAUCUGAUCAAUGGAAAGACAAAUGUAAUAUAUCACCAAGUCCAGUUUGUAGAGGUGGUUUUGGAAAAUAAAUUUUUGUUAUAUAUAUAUAUAUAUAUAUAUCAAUAUUUGAAUUAUAGAUAUCAUAGUAUGUAUAUACAUAUGAUAUCUGCAUAUUAAAUUUUUUAGAUUUUAAUUUAAUUCUAUUUUAUAAUUAUAUGCAAUUAAGGAACUUAAAAUAAGAUAAUUAUAAAUUUUUAAAUUCAAUAUUGAUUAUUAAUAAUACUUAAUUUGAACUGAACAGUAAUUUAAAAAAAUAAAAAGAUACAUUAAUGUCAUAAA
Messenger RNA from Apis mellifera (honey bee), 736 nucleotides. Its product is annotated as DNA-binding transcriptional regulator BolA. The transcript is spliced from 4 exons. NCBI's taxonomy places the organism in Eukaryota, Metazoa, Arthropoda, Insecta, Hymenoptera, Apidae. The coding region runs from base 91 to 486 and encodes 131 amino acids. The record is from RefSeq and is a predicted model, not a curated record. Gene Ontology annotation, cellular component: mitochondrion.